AUGCCUGGAAUCCUGGGCCCUGGAGAUUCUUGGCGGGCUGGCGGGCUGGCCUCGAGCGAUCCCCACCGAGCCCGCGCUGGACCGUGCGCCCUCCUUUGCAAUUUCUCCCACAGAAAUUUACAAUCCAUCAAUUUGGAAAGGGAAAUCUACUGCCACGACGAAAUUCUGAUUCUCACCAAUUACCCCGUCGACCAGCCAGACAACACCGCCAAGAUGCCUAGAGAAAUCGGAGAUAUCAAGCAGUUCAUCGAGAUCUGCCGCCGCAAGGAUGCCAGCUCUGCGCGCAUAAAGAAGAACAAGGCCACCAAGCUGUCCAAGUUCAAGGUCCGAUGCAGCACCCACCUGUACACCCUCGUCGUCAAGGACUCCGACAAGGCCGAGAAGCUCAAGCAGAGCCUGCCCCCUAGUACGGCCUCCCUUCACCCAGCAUGGCGAUGGGCCAUGCCCGCUGCAAUCUCCCCUCGAGCUAACCAUUUGGCUUUUACAGACUUGCAGAUCAAGGAGGUUGGCAAGAGCAACAAGAAGGGCAAGCACAACGCAUAA
Molecule: messenger RNA, 543 nt
Organism: Neoarthrinium moseri
Lineage: Eukaryota; Fungi; Ascomycota; Sordariomycetes; Amphisphaeriales; Apiosporaceae
Exons: 3
Coding region: 1-543 (180 amino acids)
Biological process (GO): protein-RNA complex assembly; translation
Cellular component (GO): ribosome; cytosolic large ribosomal subunit
Molecular function (GO): structural constituent of ribosome
Source: RefSeq, a predicted model, not a curated record